Syngnathus acus (greater pipefish) is the source of this 1690-nucleotide messenger RNA. It is a transcript of the gene ap4m1, whose product is annotated as adaptor related protein complex 4 subunit mu 1. NCBI's taxonomy places the organism in Eukaryota, Metazoa, Chordata, Actinopteri, Syngnathiformes, Syngnathidae. The transcript has 15 exons. Bases 187 to 1569 code for a protein of 460 amino acids. The record is from RefSeq and is a predicted model, not a curated record. Gene Ontology annotation, biological process: protein targeting; Golgi to lysosome transport. Gene Ontology annotation, cellular component: cytoplasmic vesicle; clathrin adaptor complex; trans-Golgi network.
UUCUUCUAAACGAUAUGUCAACAACACCGUUCGUUUUGGUCGCAUAUUUUAUUUAAUGUUCCUAAGUGACUGUUGACGCCUCGUUCAAAACACGAUAAGCGUAAAAUGAUUACCUUGAUUUGCAUUCAUUUUGUGUGUGUCAAGCCCGCAGUCGUUUUGUGGAGGUGAGUGUGUUUCGGCUGCAGAAUGAUCUCGCAGGUCUUCAUCUUGUCAUCCAAAGGCGACCGCCUCGUCUAUAAAGAUUUCCGAGGAGAGAUCGGGAGUGAUGCCGUCGGCCUUUUUUAUGACAAAGUGACAGCAUUGACUGGAGACCAACCUCCUGUUGUCAUGACGCACAGAAACAUCCACUUCGUGCACGUGUGGCAGGGAGGACUGUACCUGGUCGCCACCACCACCGCAGCAGACUCCUCUCCCUUCGCCGUCAUCGAUUUCCUCAACAGGUUGGCUGCUCUCAUCAAAGAUUACUGUGGCGCUCUGUCGGAGAAGACGGUGCAGAUGAACUUCGCGCUCAUCUACGAACUUCUGGAUGAAAUGCUGGAUUACGGCUAUGUGCAGUCCACAUCCUGUGACGUCCUGAAGAACUUCAUCCAGACGGAGGCGCAGUCGUCACGACCCUUCAGCUUGUUGGACCUCGCCAAUGUGGGGCUGUUUGGAGCCGACACGCAGCAGAGCAAAGUGGCACCCAGUUCUGCUGCCACCAGGCCUUUGCAGGGAGGGAAAAGCGAGAUCUUUGUGGAUAUCGUAGAAAGGAUGUCUGUCAUAAUGAGCUCCAAUGGCAUGUCGAUGAAGGCGGAGGUGGAGGGCGAGGUCAAGGUCAAGUGUUUCCUACCUGGCUGCUCGGAGAUUCGCAUCGGCCUCAACGAGGACCUCAGCGUGGGCAGCUCGCAUCUUGCAGGUUACGGCGGGGCGGUCCGCGUGGACGAGUGCGCCUUCCACCCGGCGGUCCGACUGGACGACUUUGAGGCCCACCGCAUCCUACGACUCAGCCCCAGCCAGGGAGAGCAAAGCGUCAUGCAGUACCGACUGGCCGACCGUCUGCCCUUAGCCCCGCCCUUCCGACUCUUUCCCACCAUUGAGAAAGACAACGCAGGAAGGCUGCUGAUGUUCUUCAAGCUACGCUGCAACUUGCCACCCAAAAGGUCAAACACAAAUACACAAAAACACGUUGCUUGUUGUGAUGACAUCACUGGGUUGUGUGCGUGCAGCUCGGCGGUCAACGUGAGCGCCAGCGUCCGCGUACCCAAAGGCUGCAUCAGUUUGUCGCAGGAGCUCAGCAGUCCCGAUCAGAGCGCCGAGCUGCAGCCGCACAAACGAGCCGUCAUCUGGAAGAUUCCGCGCUUUCCCGGGGGGACGCAGCUGUCGGCCAGCUUCAAGCUGGACAUUCCCGGCCUAAGCUCCGCCUCCACAAUGGAGGUCGGUCCGGUGGGUAUGACCUUCGAGCUGCCCAAAGUGACAGCCAGCGGCCUCCACGUGCGCUUCCUGCGGCUAGCGCCCGCGCAACAUCGCGGACCCGCCCAGCGCUGGGUGCGCUACGUCACGCACUCUGACUCGUACGCCAUCCGCAUCUGAGGUGAAGGCAGCGGGCGGAACCCUUUCUGCGAAGACAUCCCUUUUUUUUUUUUAAUUCAUCAUAUUGCAUAGGAUUUGUAUGUUGACUUUUUAAAAGCUAAUAAAAAUACGCUACACCAUG